Molecule: messenger RNA, 270 nt
Organism: Paramecium tetraurelia
Lineage: Eukaryota; Ciliophora; Oligohymenophorea; Peniculida; Parameciidae
Exons: 2
Biological process (GO): microtubule-based process
Cellular component (GO): dynein complex
Molecular function (GO): dynein light intermediate chain binding; dynein intermediate chain binding
Source: RefSeq, a predicted model, not a curated record
AUGAGUGAUUAGACACAACAAAUAAAAAUCAAAUUAUGCGAUAUGACAAGUGAAUUGUUAAAGGAUGUACAAUACAUAAUAUUGGAAAAUUUGAGGAAGCACAGCAAUGAAAAAGAUAUUGCAUAUUAUAUUAAGAGAGAGUUAGAUAAAAGACACUUAGGUCCUUGGCACUGUAUUGUGGGUAAAAACUUUGGUCUGUUUGUGACACAUGAGGAAGGAUAUUACCUCUAAGCAAUAAAGGGAUAAAUAACAGUUGUUGUCUGGAAAUGA